AUCGGCAGCGAGGAAACUGGCGACACUGCUAUCCGUACCUCAACUGAAGUUCAAUUGUUUGGGCUAAAGCUUUGUAAUUCAAAAACUUGGUGAACAGUUCGUGUUUCAGCGCUUAACUCUAUGGACGACAAUCCGUUAUUUAAGAUAGUAAAUAAAGCGGGAAAAACAAAAAUUAAUAUGAAAAAGCAAUAAAAAAGUAGUAAUUAAGCAAACACUGAAAGUGAUAGAUAGAUUAAAAACAAAGUGAAAAGAAAAUUAACCCAUUGUUAGUUAAUAUUCAAACAUUCAAUCAAGUGAUUAGCUCUCGAGAACAAACAAACUCACCAAUUUAGAAAGAUCAUGCCAUUGUCCUUGGCAAAUAUUUUGUUACUUUUGGAGCAUAGCAAAAGAGUCUAAGAAGCUAUUUAUUUCGGAUUUGGAAGUUUGAAGGAUACCAUGGCUGCUGGCAAUGAAUUUGAGAGCGAUGCAGGUUUUGUAAAUUUUGCAUAUGUGCCUUCCCGACAUGCUUCGACUACAUCAAUUCCUGGUGAAUAUCGCAAAACCCUCGACUCAAUAGACUACACAGCGUCCGUUAAGACGAAAAUCGACGCAGCAUCCACAGGAGACCAUGGAAUAGAUCUCAAUACAAAUAAACUUCCAUUGCCCGAUGAAUAUUCGCAGCCAAAUAUAUCGCCCCAGCGUGAUAGUUGGGGCAAUGAUGCAGAAUUUUUAAUGUCCUGCAUCGCCUUAUCUGUGGGUCUGGGCAAUGUUUGGCGGUUUCCGUUCACAGCACUGGACAACGGUGGCGGAGCCUUUGUGAUACCAUAUAUUAUAGUAUUAUUUUUAGUGGGUAAGCCGGUGUAUUAUAUGGAAAUGCUUUUGGGACAGUUUUCCAGCAAAGGCAGUGUUAAGGUCUACGAUUUUGCACCAAUAAUGAGAGGUGUGGGUUAUGGCCAAGUUUUGGCCACUGGCAUUGUCACAACUUAUUAUGCCACUUUAAUGGCUUUGACUUUGCGUUAUUUUGUCGAUUCCUUUUAUUCCAUUCUGCCUUGGAGUUAUUGCCGCGCAGAAUGGGGUAAUUCUUGUAUAGAUUCGAAACCGAAAACAGACAAUUUUUAUUUACAAAAUUCAACAGCUAUUAUGGAUGUGAAAAGCACUUCGGCGGAAAACUAUUUCAUCAAUGUGAUACUGCGUCAAAAGAAUGGCAUCGACGAUGGCCUUGGUAGCCCCAGUUGGUCAUUAGCAUUGACAUUGGCCUUUUCAUGGCUCGUCAUAGCUCUUAUCAUGUUAAAAGGCGUUAAAAGCUCGGGAAAAGCUUCUUAUUUUCUGGCAUUAUUCCCUUAUUGUAUAAUGGCUAUUUUACUUGUACGUUCGCUAACUCUGCCAGGAGCCUUUGAUGGAGUUCUCUACUUUUUGAAACCUCAAUGGGAUAAACUCUUGGACCCCAAGGUUUGGUAUUCUGCAGUCACUCAGGUUUUCUUUUCAUUGGCUAUUUGUUUUGGUAAUAUCAUAAUGUAUGCUUCAUAUAAUCGCUUUGGACAUAACAUCAAAAGGGACUGCAACAUUGUCACCACUUUGGAUACGUUCACAUCGCUGCUUUCAGGAAUAAUAAUUUUCGGAAUCCUUGGAAAUUUAGCCUAUGAAUCAAAUACCACUGACAUAAGAAGUGUUGUUGAAGGAGGUCCUGGAUUGGCCUUUAUUUCAUAUCCCGAUGCUAUAGCGAAAUUUAAAUUUGUUCCUCAGAUAUUUUCAGUAUUAUUUUUCCUUAUGCUCUUUGUCUUGGGAAUUGGCAGCAAUGUGGGCAUGGCUUCCUGUGUCAUGACUGUGAUAAAGGAUCGUUUCACACAAACAAAACACUGGGUUAUUGUGGUGAGCAUAGCACUGGUAUGCUAUUUGUUGGGUCUGAUGUACAUAACACCCGGCGGUCAAUAUGUCCUAAAUCUUUUGGAUUUCUAUGGGGCGUCGUUUGUGGCUUUGGUCCUGGCCAUAUUUGAAUUGUUAGCGGUCGGAUGGAUUUAUGGGGUCAAGCGCCUCUGCAAGGAUAUCUAUUUUAUGCUUGGCAUAAAGACUUCAUGGUAUUAUCGUAUCUGUUGGGGCAUUAUUACGCCAGCAUUUAUGGCAGCUAUUUUGAUGUAUACUCUGGUGGAAUACAAACCAUUACAAUACAACGAUUACACUUAUCCCUCCGGAGUUUAUGUAUUCGGUUGGUGCUUAUCGGCCUUUGGCAUUGGACAACUGAUUUUCUGGGCUGUAUAUGGUGUCCACAGGCGUACCGGAGCAACGCUUUGGGAGAAAGUUGUGAAUUCAUUCAAGCCCAAAUCGGACUGGGGACCUUUAGAACCUACUACCCUGAAGGCAUACAAAAUAUAUGUGGAUGGCAUGAAAGUUGAUGACAUGUUUAAACCAAAUGGAUUUUGGUAUAAGAUUUAUGAUAAUAUUUUUAAUUAAAUGAUCACCAAGUACCUGUAA
This is a messenger RNA of Stomoxys calcitrans (stable fly), 2448 nucleotides long. RefSeq names its product sodium-dependent nutrient amino acid transporter 1. Gene Ontology annotation, molecular function: L-amino acid transmembrane transporter activity. Gene Ontology annotation, biological process: sodium ion transmembrane transport. The record is from RefSeq and is a predicted model, not a curated record. Gene Ontology annotation, cellular component: membrane. Bases 436 to 2427 code for a protein of 663 amino acids. The transcript is spliced from 10 exons. NCBI's taxonomy places the organism in Eukaryota, Metazoa, Arthropoda, Insecta, Diptera, Muscidae.